Messenger RNA from Fulvia fulva, 5553 nucleotides. Its product is annotated as Ras GTPase-activating-like protein rng2. Lineage: Eukaryota; Fungi; Ascomycota; Dothideomycetes; Mycosphaerellales; Mycosphaerellaceae. The transcript has a single exon. Gene Ontology annotation, molecular function: GTPase activator activity; calmodulin binding; actin filament binding. Gene Ontology annotation, cellular component: cytoplasm; mitotic actomyosin contractile ring. The coding region runs from base 1 to 5553 and encodes 1850 amino acids. Gene Ontology annotation, biological process: regulation of actin cytoskeleton organization; regulation of GTPase activity; mitotic actomyosin contractile ring assembly actin filament organization. The record is from RefSeq and is a predicted model, not a curated record.
AUGCCGUCCAUACCGGCGCUCAAUUCGCCUACGUCGCCGCCUCACAAUCGUUUCCGGGAUCACAGCCCAACCAAAUCCUCACCGCUCCGGCAUGCCGUCUCGACGCGUUCAAACGCCAGCGAUACAGACCGAUCAUCACUCCCCAGUCGACAAGGCACUCUCAGCAGUAACGCGAGCUCCGGAUACAGCGUACCUGGUUUCAGCGGCUAUGAUUCGGCCAGCGAUCCUUUCGUGACGCGGUCGAGCACGAAGAGAGAACGCUCUGAAUCGCCGGUGAAGAAAAACGCGGCAUUCGCUAAAUGGGAACAGCGCGAGCAGGCCGAGCAGGAGCAGAAGGUGGUCCGGACUCCUUCGAAGAUGGAUGUGUCGCCGAAGAAAGUACGCGAUGAUGACUGGCGGACAGGCAUUGGGCAAAGUGAGAGCAGAAGCGCACUGAGACCUGUAGAGCUGAAUGCGACACCGGAACGGCCAUCUGCGCUCGCCAAUGGUUCUCUACACAAACGCGCAGAAUCGAAGGAGAAUAUAGUAUACCGGCCGCCGAGCAGAGAUGGUGCAGCAUCGCCUCUCCCACCUUCGCCCACCAAAACAGUCACUUUCAGCGAAGACACAAUAUUGCCGCCAGCCUCGCCAGAGCCAAGAUCUGAGUCCAAGUCUCCCGGGCAUGCCAGAGGCAACAGCAUCGCGACGCUCUCGAGGUCGGACUCGAUGCGCGCGGGUUUGAAGCCGAGGUCGAAAGGACACAUGCGAUUCUCGUCCACAGACAACCCAGCGCCACAACUGGAUGGAGGCGAUUUGGAUAUGCUGCAGAAGUCUUCAACGCCUCAGCUGCGCCAUCUUAGCAAUUUGGCUGCUCAGAACGGUUCUACCGAAGAUCUCAAUGUGCAUUCGCCGGAGGAACAAGUGACGGGCCUUGCUGGGAGGAGAAGGCUUCAGCGGUCAGGUUCUGUGAAGCCUUCUACCCAGACACAGUCCAAAUUUGCAUCGGCAUAUGCAAGCACAAAAUGGAUGGACAUGCAGCGGAAACAUCUACAAGCGUACGAAUACCUCUGUCACAUAGGAGAAGCGAGAGCAUGGCUUGAAGACGUCCUGGAUCCUGAUAAGCUUCCUCCAAUCGUUCAGUUAGAAGAGGCUCUCCGGAAUGGCGUUACUCUCGCUGAGGUUGUCGUACGCCUCGCCCCAAGAUUACCGGCAAAUCAACAGAAGGCGCUAGGAUCACAAAGAAUAUGGAGAGCUGCACCUCUUUCGUUCAGACACUCCGACAACAUCGCUCUCUUUUUCCGCUUUUUGGCCGAAAUAGAGCUUCCGGAUCUCUUCAGGUUUGAACUGAUUGAUUUAUACGAGAAGAAGAACAUCCCCAAGGUCAUUUAUUGCAUACAUGCACUCUCUUGGCUACUUUAUCGGAAAGGUAUCGUUGAGUUUCGCAUUGGCAAUUUGGUCGGCCAGCUCCAAUUCGAGGAGCAUGAGCUGGAAGAGACCCAAAAGGGCAUCGAUCGCAGUGGCAUCCAGAUGCCAAACUUCGGCGGCAUGCGAGAGGCCAUGCAGAUCGAAGAGGAGCCUUCGCCACCUGAGCCAUCACCAGAUGACCUGCUCGCCGAACAAGAAGAUAUGAUACUUGACCUCCAAUCGCAGAUACGUGGCGCUGCUGUACGACUUCGGCUUGGUAACAUGAUGCAGGACAUGUGGGACGUGGAGGAGCAGAUCGCACACUUUCAGGCCAUCGCUCGGGGAGGUUUCGCUCGCGAGAUUUUUGAUUUCAAGUUUGCUAUGGACAUGUCGACGAAGCGAUUCCAAGCUACUGCGAAAGCCUACCUUGUGCGGCAAGGUCUUCAACGAAAGCGGUCAGCUUGGCGUAACAACAAGGCUGCCGUGGUGAAGGUCCAAAGCCUGUGGCGAGGGCGACAACAACGAGCCGAGACGAAGAAGAUCACGACACAGCUUCGAUCGCACAGGCACGGCCUCAAGGACUUGCAAUCUGCUAUUCGAGGCGCACUGGGCAGAUGGCGAGCUGGCGAUCUCUGGCAAGAAACUCGAGAUGAGCGGACUGAGGGCACAGUACAAGCCUUUCAGAGCGCGGCUCGCGGAGCGCUCGAGAGGAUGCGAGUGGCUGCUACCAUGAACCAACUGUGGGACAAUGAAGAGAGCAUCGCCAGCCUCCAGGCACUUGCUCGAGGUUCCCAAGUACGGAGGAGAGCAGGGCGCCAGCAAGUAGCGGCUCGUGAAGCUGCUGUCGAUAUUGUCAAGCUGCAGGCUGCAGCUCGCGCCCUUCUCCAGCGAAAGCAACAAAAGCUGGAACAUGGCGAGCGUCGGAUGCACGAGCCUGCUGUCGUUCAGGUCCAAGCUCUGUCUCGAGGUCUGAUCGAGCGACUCCGCCAGGCACGGACAAUCGGUGCAUUGCAGGGUCGUGAGUCCGCCAUUGUCAAGUUCCAGACUCUACUCCGGGCUCAAGCGGCCAGAUCACUCCAUAUGGACACGAGGGAAGAGCUGGCAGGUCAGAGAGAAGCCCUUACGAUGUUACAAGCUCUGAUCCGAGGUCAGACGAUACGAAAGAGCACGGCGAACACGAUCGCAGCUCUCAAACAGCACGACAGUGACGUGCGCAUACUACAGGCAAUGUCGCGAGCUAUGCUGCAACGAAAGGCUAUUGGUGAGAAGUUGUCUGCGCUUGAGGAGCAAGAGGGCCACCUCACCACCCUGCAGUCCAUGGCUCGAGCUUACAUCGAGCGACAACGCAUCUUCGAUCAGCUUGUUGAGAUGGAGAAAGAGGAAGAGAGUAUUACGCAGCUGCAGUCUGUCCUCCGCGCUAUGCUGCUACGAAGUGAAAUUGGCAACCUGCUGGCGGGUCUCGAAGAGCACGAGGAGGCUUUAGUCGAUCUCCAGGCAGCAGCACGCGGCUUCGUUGUCCGCAAGAGAUUCGCCGAGAAGCGCAAACACUAUCGAGAGAACAUGGAGAAAGUUGUCAAGCUACAGUCUUUUGUACGUGCGAAGCAGCAGGGCGAAAGCUACAAGAGCUUGGUGAACGGCAAGAAUCCACCAUUGCCGGUCAUUCGGCGACACGUUCAUCUUCUUACGGACUCGAAUUUGGAAUUCGAAGGCGAGAUUGAGGCGGAACGGCUGCGAAGACAGGUCAUCGAGAGCGUUCGCCGAAACGAGCUUGUCGAGAGCUACGUUGAAGGUCUGGACGUCAAGAUCGCGCUUUUGGUGAAGAACAAGAUCACCCUGGACGAGGUCGUCAAACAUCAGAAGCACUUCGGCGGCUCGGCGUCGCAACUGCUUCGCUCGGGCAGCACUCUUGGGAACACGUCUGGGCUGGACCUCAAGGCGCUCAACAAGAACUCGCGCAAGAAGCUUACAGGCUAUGAAGAGCUCUUCUUUCUGCUUCAGACUCAAUCGCAGUACAUGGCACGCGCGUUCAGCGUCAUCACUGCCCGUGGUCUCGCAGAAAAGGAGAGCAAGAACAUGGAGCGCCUUGUGAUGACGACGUUCGGGUAUGCACAGAAGAGUCGCGAAGAGUACUUCUUGCUUAAGGCUCUCGCCACAAGCUUCACAGAGGUGAUUACUCAUUGUCAGAGCCUCGAAGACUAUGUGCGACAACAGAGCGGGACGUUUCAGCAGCGUUUGAUUCAGAGCUACGUUCGCAGGCCGAAAGAACGAGCGUACCUCAAGACACUGUUCGGCAGCAUGGUCAAGAAUGGAAUCUGCGGCCAAGAUCACCUAGACCUAGAAAGCGAUCCGCUACAGAUAUACCGUGCGAUCUUGAACAACGAGGAGCUCUCCACUGGCCGGCCCUCACAAAGACCACGCGAUCUGCCGCGAGAGGUCGUGAUCAGGCAAGAGGAUGUGAGGCCAAGAUACGUCGAACACCUGGAAGACCUACGUGACCUGGGCGAUGGCUUCUUCCUAAGCCUAGAAGAGUGCCUACACCGCAUGCCAUACGCCAUACGGUACGUAGCUGCAGAGCAGCAUCGUGCACUUUGCGCACAAUUCCCACGCGAGGAUCCUGGUCACCUGACAAUGGUCGUGGGCGCGUGGCUGUGGAAAACUUACCUUCUCCCUGCCCUCAAAGAACCUGAAAUGUGGGGAGUCGUGGACCGUGGUCUCAGCCCUGUCCACAAACGCAACCUUGGUCAGGUUACUGCAGUACUCGGUCAAGUGACGAGUUCGGGACGCCUAUUCGGCCAAGAUAACAUCUACCUCCAGCCAUUGAACAACUGGAUUACAGAGUCGCUGGAUCGGUGGCAAGAAUGCCUGACUCACCUGUUUGAUAUCCCAUCACCAGAGGAACACUAUGAUGCCGAUCAGUUCAGCGACCUUUACGCACGGACGAAGCCAACGCUGUACAUCAAGCUUGCGGACAUUUUCGCGAUGCAUAGUCUGAUUGCGGAUAACGUACAGGUGAUUGCACCGCAACGAGAUGACCAGAUCAAGGAGCUCUUGACAGAUCUUGGCACAGCCAAGAGCAACGAGAGCGAUCUUGGCGGUGCAUCAAAUGGUGGCGAGAUCACUUUGACGCUGAAGUCGAGGUUCACAGUCCAGGAGGAUCCAAAUGCAGAGCCACGGCAAUUGUUCACUGCCACCAAGCGACUUGUGCUGUACAUUAUCCGGGUGCAAUCUGGAUCGAAUCUCAUGGAGAUCCUCCUGCGACCGAUCACGCACGAGGACGCAGACAGGUGGCUCUCGCUGGUCCAAGAAGAGCUUGCGGAAAAGAAUCAAGAUCGUCGACCUGGCCACAGACGAACACCCUCGGCUUUCGACCCCCGGGCAUCUAUGCGAUCGGGUAGAGCACAGUCGGUAUACUCUGAAGCUCCCUCGGCGGUCUCUGGGGAUCAUCGCGAUCUACUGGAUCUUCAAGGCAUGACAUAUGCUGAAUUGAAGUCCAGCGCACUAGAGAACAUAUUGCGCCUUGAGCAGCCACACGUGCCACCUCAAUUCCGUGUCAGCAGACACAACAAUUAUCAGGAGAUCCUUAAUGCUCUGGCAGCAGACAUUAGACAGAAGCACCGUCGCCGAUUGGAACGUCAACACGAUAUCGAAUCUACGAGGACCACACUCUCACAGCUUGAUGCCAAGGCCACUUUCCUGGAAGACCAGCUGAAGAGCUAUAACGACUACAUCGAACAGUGUCUCCAUACUUUAGCCACCAAGAAGGGCACCAAGCAUAAAUUCAUAAUGCCCUUCACGAAACAGUGGUCGCACGAACGCGAGCUGGAGCGCGCUGGUCGACAACCAAAAUUCGGCUCAUACAAAUACUCAGCACGCCAACUGGCUGACAAAGGUGUGCUGCUCAGCUGGCAAGGCUACUCUUCUGAGCAUUGGAACAAUCUCAACGUCGUGAUCAGCUCUGAUGAUGUUGGUGUCUUCCAUAUGGAAGCCAGCUCUGGGAGCAUGAUGCUGCCUGGAGCGUCGGCGAAUCUUCUUCUUGAUGAUCUUUUGCAGGCGCAGUAUGAUAACAGGAACGCAAUCAGCGUGUUUGAAGAAAGCCAGAAUCCAGCCAAGUUGGCUGUGAAUCUGUUGUUACAUCUUGUGUUCAAGAAGUUUUACAGGGACAGUGCUUAG